Hippocampus zosterae (dwarf seahorse) is the source of this 1858-nucleotide messenger RNA. Its product is annotated as MAPK/MAK/MRK overlapping kinase-like. Gene Ontology annotation, biological process: intracellular signal transduction; protein phosphorylation. Gene Ontology annotation, molecular function: ATP binding; protein serine/threonine kinase activity. Gene Ontology annotation, cellular component: cytoplasm; nucleus. Lineage: Eukaryota; Metazoa; Chordata; Actinopteri; Syngnathiformes; Syngnathidae. The record is from RefSeq and is a predicted model, not a curated record. The transcript is spliced from 12 exons. The coding region runs from base 244 to 1539 and encodes 431 amino acids.
GCACACCGUCGCGUUUCCUCUCCAGGGUUGAAGACUUUCCAGCCGUUUGCCGGCUGGGUCAAGAGGGGAGGGUGAAGGCGUGCUCCGUUGCCAGGGUGACGGUCAAGCUAGCAGCCCGGCCAAGUCAGGCUAGGCUAACGACACCCCAAGACGCUUUUUUAAAAUGCAAAUUACACUCAAGAUUGUAAUUGUAACGCGUUGCAGUCAUUUAAUGCCCGUUCGAAACAUGAACGAAGCAAAGAAAUGCAUCGCUACAAAAUAAUCAAGAAGAUUGGUGAGGGCUCAUUCUCCGUGGUGGUCAAAACUCAGAGUCUGAAGGAUGGAAAGAUGUACGCGUGCAAGACUAUGAAGCAGACCAUUAACAGUGUGGAACAGGCCAACAACCUGCGGGAGGUUCAAGCCAUGAGGAGGCUUAGCCCACAUGCAAAUAUUAUCCACCUGCACGAACUGAUUUUUGACAAGGAAACAGGCACCGUGUCUCUGAUCUGCGAGCUGAUGGAGAUGAACAUAUAUGAGUUUAUUAAAGAGAGACAGACACCGCCGUCUGAUCACACAGUCAAACACUACAUGUACCAGCUGUGCAAAUCACUGGACCACAUGCACAGCUGCGGGAUCUUCCACAGAGACGUGAAGCCGGAAAACAUUCUCAUCAGACAAAACGUUCUCAAGCUGGGCGACUUUGGCUCAUGCAGGAGCGUGCACUCCAAGCCGCCGCACACAGAAUACAUCUCCACGCGCUGGUACCGUGCCCCUGAGUGCCUCCUGACUGACGGCUACUACAGCCUGAAGAUGGACAUCUGGAGUGCCGGAUGUGUCUUCUUUGAGAUUAUGAGCUUGAAUCCUCUCUUCCCCGGUGCCAACGAGCUGGACCAGAUUGCCAAAAUCCACGACGUACUGGGCACACCUGAGCAAUGCAUCCUGCGCAAAUUCAAGCAGUCUCGAGCGAUGCACUUCAACUUCCCCGCAAAGAAGGGUAGCGGGAUCUCGCGCCUGCUGCCCAACUGCGCCGCUCCUGCCGUGUCUCUGCUCUACCAGAUGCUGGCUUACGACGCGGAUGAACGCAUCACGGCCGCCAGCGCCUUGAGGCACACCUACUUUCGGGAGAUACGGUUGGCAGAGAAAAAAUGUGAGCGCAAUCCAGGAGCAGGUGGGCCGUUUGAAGCCAUGGAAAAAAAAUCACCGCACAUCACUUCAGACCUCCUGUGGCGACCCUCCCGACUUUGCAAACAAAUGAGAGGGAGGCACAACAGACCCACCCCUUUAAUUCCUCACAACAGUAAGCACAUCGCUGAGCCCCUCAGUCGACGCAACGCCAGCCAUUACGAGCUACCCAAACUCAAACUGGCUGCCCCUGGGCCACAACGCUCCUUCCCAGGCUCCACGCCACCCAUCUUCGCACUCACACACCGGGGAACUCUGCCAGCCAUCUCGGCAAAGAAGUGCCAGUCACACUUAGCUAAGGCCAAUAAUGAGUCACAGUCGGGGAGCUUGAAGACCUGCUUGAUGCCACCCCUGGACAGGAAACAUGGAGGCUACUGACACACACAACCAACCAAAUGGAAUAAAGCUACUAAACCAGUGCCAUUAUGUGCGAUGAUGUGCCCCAACAGUAGUUUAAGUUGUACAGAGAAAAAUGGGGCAAUAAACCAAUUACUGUGAUUUAGUAGACACACACACACACUUCAUAUUUAGCACAAUUAGAUUUAGAAUGUACAGUAGCUUGCCAGGCACCUUGAUAACCUCUCAUUGGAAUCAUGACUCUGCAAUUUACUGUUGUAAAUGUGAUGUAAAACCCAAUUAAAAAUGUCAGGUAUUGUUUAAAAAGUUGUUUGUGAACUAUUAAAGAAACUAAACCUUG